UUGCUCGGUGGCGCGGCUCCGUGCGACCUCUCUUUGGUUCCCUUACAUUCUCAUCGACCGCAAGAUACAAGUGACCGAGUGCUUCAACCGAAUAAUGAACAGUCGCAUUGGAAAAUGAGUAAAGAAGUAAAUUGAUGAAUCGUAUCGAAUUACGAUCUCUUUUUUACAUAAGAAGAAUAAGAAGAAAAGAUAAAAAAUGUAUUGGACGAAAUGUAUUUGUGGUGAGAGAGAAACAAUGCAUUUUGUUUUGAUGCUGAUAAAUUAUGAAAUGAGAUGAGGUUAUUCGAUUGUGAGAGGUGAAUUUGAUUUGAUCAUGGCAGCGAAUGAAUUGUCAAGUUUCGUUUUCGUUCUUUCCAUGAAUUAACAAAAGUGCCAGAAGUUUGAAUGAUAAUGGUGAGAAAGAAGUUGUGAGCUUCUGUCGGAAGGAGUGUCGGAAGAAGGCUGGCACAACAUGCGUUUGGAAAUGGUUAGAAGAUUAAAUAAAUAACAAUUCCGGAAAAUUGUGGCGGAUGGUAGAGAAAGAAUUCAAAGUGUGAAAAAAACAAAAACAAAAACAAAUAAAAAGUAGUAAUGCCUUAUUAAUGGUUGGAUUUUUAUGAUGAUCAACUACAAGGAUUUAAUUUGGUCAAUGUCGAAAAUGGCUGACAAAGGAGAUGUAAUAGAUCAUCAGCAUCGUAAGCGACAGACACGUUUACGCAUACUGUUAAAUUUGCACGAUGUUGCUAUUGGGAUUGGUCUUCUCUUCUGUCUCGACAAAAUAUUGCUUUGUAAUGGGCAAAAACCAAUUAAUCUUGGUGGUGUGAAACGACGUGACGUUUACAUAGCUGGUUUCUUUCCAUAUGGUAGACAUGUACCUGAAAGCCAUAUUGGACGUGGUGUUAUGCCGUCUGUGAAGCUGGCUGUGGAUCAUAUCAAUGACAAUCCAACGGUAUUAAGAAAUUAUCGCUUACACAUGUGGUGGAAUGAUACUGAGUGUAAUGCCGCGGUCGGUGUUAAGGCGUUCUUCGAUAUGAUGCACAGUGGACCGCACAAGGUCAUGCUAUUUGGUGCUGCUUGUACACAAGUAACGGAUCCAAUUGCCAAAGCCUCUAAGCACUGGCGCCUCACACAGCUAAGCUAUGCUGACACUCAUCCCAUGUUCACGAAUGAUAAUUUUCCAAAUUUCUUCAGAAUAGUACCAUCAGAAAAUGCAUUUAAUGCGCCAAGAGUGGCACUCCUCAAUCAUUUCAACUGGACGAGAGUUGGCACAAUUUACCAAAAUGAACCGAGAUAUGCACUCGCACACAACCGACUCGUCGCAGAUCUCGAUGACAAUAAACUGGAAGUAGUAGAAACGCAGAGUUUUGCAACUGAAGUGAGUGCAGCCCUUGAAAAACUCAAACGGAAAGAUGUCAGAAUUAUAAUAGGAAACUUUAAUGAAAUAUGGGCAAGAAGGAUUUUUUGCGAGGCUUAUAGAUACAGAAUGUUUGGACGGAAAUAUCAGUGGAUGAUUAUGGGCACAUAUACAGAAAAAUGGUGGUUAAAUGCGGAUGGUGGAUGUGCCCCAUCUGAGCUCGCAGAGGCUCUUCAUGGCGCCAUUUUAACUGACCUACUUCCACUCUCGACUGAACGCCAGAUUACAGUUUCGGGCAUCACACCAGACGAAUAUCAAGUGGAGUAUGAUUCCCGCAGGGGGAAUGAAUACUCACGAUUCCAUGGUUAUACGUAUGAUGGUAUUUGGGCAGUUGCCCUUGCUAUUCAACAUGUAGCUAGGAGAAUACGACACUUUAGGAGAAAUCAGACUGUCGCUGACUUCAAGUAUAGAGAUUCACUUUGGGAGAAGUUGUUUCUCGAUGCAUUGAGAAACACAAGCUUUGAAGGAGUUACGGGUCCUGUUCGUUUUUAUGACAAUGAGAGAAAAGCCUAUAUACUAUUGAAACAGUUUCAGAGUGGUAAGGAGGUUAAAGUUGGCGAGUAUGAUGGUGUCACUGGCUCUUUGGAUUUCAGUAGAGGUCAACCCUUGAUUUGGCGCGGGAGAUCACCCCCCAAGGACCGUACUGUUCAUGUUAUCGAACACUCUACCGUUAACAUCACAAUUUACUCAGUUAUUGCAUCGGCAGCUGCUGUUGGCAUUGUUAUGGCCGCAGUAUUCCUUGCUAUCAAUAUCAGAUAUAGGAAUCAAAGGUAUAUAAAGAUGUCAUCGCCACAUCUGAACAACCUCAUUAUCGUUGGUUGCAUGUUGACAUACAGCAGCGUUAUAUUUCUCGGUCUCGAUUCGACUCUCUCAAGCGUAACAGCAUUUCCCUACAUUUGCACAGCGAGGGCGUGGCUUUUGAUGGCUGGUUUUUCAUUGGCAUUUGGGGCUAUGUUUUCAAAAACGUGGCGUGUACAUUCUAUAUUUACGGAUGUUAAGCUCAAUAAAAAAGUAAUAAAAGACUAUCAACUUUUUAUGGUUGUCGGUGUUUUAUUGGUCAUUGAUUUGGCAAUAAUGACGACAUGGCAAGUUGCCGAUCCUUUUUACAGGGAAACCAAACAAAUGGAACCUUAUCCACAUCCAUCAAGUGAUGAUAUAAUGAUGAUACCGGAGAAUGAGUACUGCCAAAGCAAUAGAAUGACCCUUUAUCUUGGUAGCAUUUACGCUUACAAAGGUCUUCUGAUGAUAUUUGGCGCAUUUUUAGCAUGGGAAACACGACAUGUUAGCAUACCAGCACUCAAUGAUAGUAAAUACGUAGGAAUGAGUGUUUAUAAUGUAGUAAUAAUGUGUGUUACGGGUGCAGCAAUCAGUUUUGUACUUGCUGAUAAACAGGAUACAAUGUUCAUAAUGCUGUCGAUAUUCAUAAUAUUCUGCAGUACAGGAACUCUCUGUCUUGUAUUUGUGCCAAAAUUGAUCGAAUUAAGAAGAAAUCCUCAGGGAGCUAUUGACAAAAGAAUUAGAGCAACUCUGAGACCGUCCUCAAAAACAAGACGAGACUCAAUAGUUAGUGAACUCGAGGAGCGUUUAAAGGAGGCAGCAAAGACUAAUCAGAAAUUUCGCAAAGAACUCUUGGAAAAAGAAUCAGAGCUUCAAAUGUUUAUGAGGCGAUUGGGGGAUGAGACAGGCUUACAAAACACUAAAGAAGCCAUAGAUAAAAUUACAAUUCCACAAAAUCAGGAAACACUUAUUAGAAAAGAGGGUCCUUCGAUGGUAACUGAAACGACCGAUAUUUCAAUGUCAUUAUGCAGCUUAAAUUCCACAACUGUAUCACAACCAGAGGGUGAAUAUGUUAAUGUCAUGGCAAUAGAUGAUCAACGGCCGAUAACAAAAAAGUCAACAUUGUCCGGUAAAUUAUCAGAGGAUAACAAGCAAAUCCCGACAAUUUCCAAUGCAACGAAUUCACCUCUCCCCCAAUAUAAAAAAAUAUAUCAAAAUGAAGAAUAUCAAGAGAAUGAACCACUCAUUCAGGAGAAAUCGGCAAAUGAUGCUUUAUUGAACCUCACUAAUACAGAUAUUGGUAAAGCAAAUAUUGACUUUGUAGGAGAGACCGUUGAAGAGUCUGAAGAAUCUAUUGUACUUGAAGAAAUUGAUAUACCGCGUGAUGAAAGUAGCAUAGUGAUGAAAAAAGUUAAAGAAACAACGAUUGAUAAAAAAAAAAGACUUCCCACCCCUCCCCCACCCUCGAAAAAUGUUUCAUUUGGUGAAUUACAUGAACAAUGUUAUCUUGAACAAGCUAUACUUCCACCGCCCGUUCAGUUUGUACCUAAACACCGACAUCAAAUUCAUCAUCAAACAUUAACAAAGCGCAGAGCAUCAGUGAAAAAUAAUGGUCUCGCUCAUUCACAUCAUCAAUUGUUUGAAAAGCGUCGAACAAGUGUGCCAGUAAAUACAAUAAGUUACAUCUCAACUGACAAUAUUUCAAAGACAGAAGGAACUGAGGAACAACAUAGUUAUGUAAUUGGUGAAUGUGGACAUCGUAGAGUGACAGGUUUUACAAAUAAUACGGGCUAUCGAUGCGAAAAACACGGUGGCAAUGCUACUGCCAAUCGUGGAUAUACAACAUCUAAUGGUUCAACGGAAAUAGUGAAAAAAUAUCGUGAUGGAACUCUCAAUGCAAGUUAUUCUGAUACAGAAAAACAUGAUGAUUCAAUAGCAACAAUUAUUCAUCGCUCAGUUUCCGAAAAAUCCCGGGAAAAAUGCCUCCGUACUCGUGCUAAUUUGGCUCACGUUAUAACAGAAUGCCGUCAUCGUACAUCCUCUCAUAAGCAUCAUGAGUGUCGGCAUACAGAAUCAAAGCUCCGUCAUCAAGCUAGACUUGAAUAUGUACAAAGUACGCCAAAUGUUGCAACAAUACAUAAUAGUAAAUUUGCCAGUGCUAAUCCACGUGGCGGUGGUGGUCAUCAUCGUGGUCAUAGUAGUUGUGGUGGUGGUGAUGGUGGUACUACUACUGCUAGUGCUACUGCUGCUACUGCUGCUGCUGCUGCUGCUACUGCUACCGCUGCUAGUAGAGUGGUUGUUGGGGGUAAUGCAGUGAUGAGAGGUGCCAAUGGAGGUAGUUCAAGUGGUGUGAGUGGUGGAUCGACUAUCGAUAUAUCCAAUAUGUAUAGUGCUGUCUCGGAUGGAGAACUCCUUGACCUUGAAAUACUGCCUAUAUUUCAAAAAUUACUGACAGAACGUCAUAAAACCACUACACGUGGUGGUUAUGGUGCUAAUAUUGCGAGCUGUCCUAAUAUAUCUAUCAAAUGUGACAUCGUUGAAUAUCUCUAACGAUUUCAAUUCAUCUGGAAAUUAAUAGUUACUCAUUAUUUCAACUACAACAAUUAUAAAACCCAAAUAGUACAACAUUCUUUUUAUUUUAUUCCUUGGCGUCGUUUAAUCACGUCAAAAGUGUCAAUUAUGUAAGCCGGAAGGUGUGUGAAAAGAAAACUUUUGAAAGAAUGAGAGUAGAAGCGAACAAAAAAAUGGAUACUACGCAACACGAAUAUACAUACAUCAAUACAUAUAGCAUAUAAGUAAACACUUACUCACUAUACGUGAGUUACUUUCAUUUAUAUUGGGAGCAGGAUAUUUCUCGAGCCUAAUGAAAAAUGUCAGACUUUUUUUUCUCAAUCUUUGGAUAGAAAUUUCACAUAAUGUGUCGUACAAUCUCUAAAAAAUUAUUAUCAUGAAAUAUUGAUAAUAUUAUCUAGGGUAUCUAACGGAUUUCACAGAGAAUUAUGAUGAAAUUUAUUACAUAGUAUUAAUGAAUAACAAAAAUUUAUAUUGGAAACUAUUGAUAUAUUGAAUAUUUGGAUAGAAUUCGCAAGUGUAAUGAAGUGUUGGUUAUAAUCACAUUUUUUAGUUUUUUGUUAUUGCAAAACUGAUAUCCUAUGGAAACAUAAAAUAUCUCUUGUCGGAAAAUUGUUAAGAAUUUAAUAGAUAUUUAUAAGAAAAAAAAAUUGAACAAAAAAAAAACAAAAAAAGAAUCUUUCAAUAUAAUAAAACACUGUUUACCAAAAAAAUUAAAAAAAUUAAAAGAAAAACAAAAUCGCUUAGUGAGAAAUUUGUAUGAAUGUUAGCUGUAUAUUUUUAGCUAAGACAUUCUCAAUAACCAUUGGAAAAUGAUUAAAUUGAUUAGAUAAAUGAAAAAUAAGCCGAUCGAUCAAUCAUUUCUCAAAUAAAUUUUUCAAAUCAACGGGAACAUGUAACUUUCUAUAAGCUCUCUAAACGUGAUGUUAAAAUCUUAAAAAAUCCAUCUUCUAUUUGACUCAAUGAAUAUAGGAUUUUCAAUAUUUCGUAUAGAAAGCCUAUAGUUUUUCACUACUUCACUGAUAAUUUUGCAAACACUCGAAUCGAAGAAAAAAUCUCAUAUAUAAUUUUUUUGUAAAUUUGCAUAAUAUCGUUGGAGAUGUUUGUAGGUCUGUAAGCCUUGUUCAUUCAUUUUUUCUACUUCAGAAAAAUUAUAUUAAAAAGCAAAAAAAAAA
This is a messenger RNA of Diachasma alloeum, 5916 nucleotides long. RefSeq names its product gamma-aminobutyric acid type B receptor subunit 2 (gene GABA-B-R2). Gene Ontology annotation, cellular component: membrane; G protein-coupled receptor heterodimeric complex. Gene Ontology annotation, biological process: G protein-coupled receptor signaling pathway; gamma-aminobutyric acid signaling pathway. NCBI's taxonomy places the organism in Eukaryota, Metazoa, Arthropoda, Insecta, Hymenoptera, Braconidae. Bases 596 to 4720 code for a protein of 1374 amino acids. The transcript has 17 exons. The record is from RefSeq and is a predicted model, not a curated record. Gene Ontology annotation, molecular function: G protein-coupled GABA receptor activity.